AUGGGAAAGCUCGAAACAAGUUCUGGUAUAAUAAAACAACUUUGGAAUGUGUAUACAAUUGAAAGUGAACUGGAGUCUGUUGUUGAUCGUGAUGUUUUUGUAGAAGUUGGUUGGAGGGACACUCCACUAAAUGAAAUUUCAACACCAUGGACUAAAAUAGACCUUGUGAUUUCUGUCUUAAAAGUUCACAUAAGCCCAAAGCUCUAUUCUGCCGCAAAGUCCACUCCAUCUUGCGGUCUUGGAAGCCUACCCCGGAAAACCAUAUCAAGAUUGAGCUUUGGGCAAAGAUCUUCAGAAGCUACACAUGAGUUCAAUAAGGUUUUGUCUUUAGCAUAUAAUCCAUCAGAAGAUGAAGUCAACAAAACCCAAUUGCUUUUUGGAUUAGUAAAUGCAGCAACAAUUCAUUUUGGCAUGCUUAAACCUACAAACAUUGAAAAUGCACUUAAGUUGAUAACUUAUUUGCGUAAAGCUGUAUGUGCUGAUGGCAUGCAGAUUCGGUCAUUGUUACAAUGGCAGCCAAUAAAAUUCAAUUAUAAAUUGAAAAUAGCACUGCUGAAACUGCCUAAUGAAGCAGUAAAAUUACGACCAUUCAAAACCAAGCACACACCGAUAGAUAAAAGGCCGAGAUAUGUUAUUGAGGAGGACAAGGAGAAGGAACUAUCAAAUGAAAUUUAA
Molecule: messenger RNA, 675 nt
Organism: Dentiscutata erythropus
Lineage: Eukaryota; Fungi; Glomeromycota; Glomeromycetes; Diversisporales; Gigasporaceae
Source: the annotation of a GenBank genome assembly